Messenger RNA from Diaporthe batatas, 312 nucleotides. RefSeq lists its product as uncharacterized. NCBI's taxonomy places the organism in Eukaryota, Fungi, Ascomycota, Sordariomycetes, Diaporthales, Diaporthaceae. Gene Ontology annotation, biological process: regulation of proteolysis; proteasome-mediated ubiquitin-dependent protein catabolic process. The transcript has 3 exons. Gene Ontology annotation, cellular component: cytoplasm. The record is from RefSeq and is a predicted model, not a curated record. The coding region runs from base 1 to 312 and encodes 103 amino acids. Gene Ontology annotation, molecular function: ubiquitin protein ligase binding.
AUGACAAAGACGACCGCUGCUGAAGUUGACUAUAAGUCUGGUGAUCUUGACCUUCUGAGUUCCGGAAACUUUUCUGAUGUUGAAGUCGUCUGUGGAGAUCGUUCGUGGAAGUGUCACGGGGCCAUCCUUGUGCCGCGCUGCCUAUGGUUCCGCAAGGCUCUCACGGGUCCCUUUCAGGAGUCAAAUACCAGAAAGAUCACCCUUGCAGAGGAAGACCCCAUCUGUAUCGAUCUCGUUCUCAAGUACAUUUACGGUGGUGGUAGGCAUACUAGUAGAUCACAACGCGAAUUGCUCAGGCUAACAUUAAAAUAG